GAGCUCAGCAGCAAUGUCCUCAACCUCCUAUUCCAGUGUUCCAUUCCAUAGCUCCACAAACUCGUCAUCCCGCCCAUACUACUGUUUUGCAAUACCGCUCAUCUGAGGAUCCGCUGUCGUACUCACUUGAUCCCUUCGCACUACUGUACGUACUAGUCGCCACCUUUGUCGCCACAAUGGUGAAGCGCAAACGCCGUCAAACACUCCUGACCACAAGUCCCCCUGUCAUACGGCCGGCUGCUCUGCCAGACGAGCUUCUGAACAUCAUCGUCCUCAUUGCAUGCCAGUGUUCAGACGAUGAGUUCUACUCGUCGGCCUUCGACGUCAAAACGAUACACAGCUUCGCAUUGGUCUCAAAGUCGCUGUACAAUCUCGUGAACCCUUUUCUCUACGCACACGUCCGGCUCACCAAGCCGUCUGACCUUCUUUUAUAUGCCCGAACGGUCUCGACCCAGCCGUCACUUGCAACGUACACCAAGACUCUCUGGAUGGGGCCCGAUGAAGCUCACGCGGAGGUCCAAGAUUGCUGGCCUCUGAACAAGGACUGCACGGCGAUCAAGUCCUCCAUUACCGAGCCCAUGAGACUGCCUCAUGGUGUUCAAGUCGGCACGUGGUGGUUCUUCGCGGCCGAAGGCCCAGAGGCCACCUCGGGAUUGGCUGCAGAGACCAGAGUCAUCAUACAAGAAGCGUGCAGAUCUGUAGGAUUAUUCGUCUUGAAUGGAAGAGUAAGCCUCGAAGGCGGAGGAGAGCCUUCUUUCGACGGGACACAGCAGGUGCAAAUUGAAGCGCGCUUGAAGAUCUACAAAGUACAACAGCGCCUUGACGCAUUUCUGUACGAAGGGCGCCAGGUGGAGGGUGCGUGUCAGCUCCUCGAGUACAGGACAAGCACUCCUCUGCGGAAGUACGAUGCCUUCGAUAGGUUUGACCAUCCCAUGGUGUACGACCGCAGUAAGGAUGUCCCUUGGAAUGACUUUGACCCAUGGAGAUGCUUCCAGCGCGGAGUGGCCUUCGAGGAUGAUGACUUCGGCAUUAAGAUAACCGACGUCAACAACGAACCUGAGGCGUCGGAACAGCCCCAUCAGAGCGAGCAAAUUGAAUACUCACACUGUUCCUUUGAAAGCGAUGAAGAACAGUAUACGAGCGACAAAAGCGAUGAUGACCAGUAUUCGAACGACUCACAUGACAGCGAACAAGAUGAGUAUUUGGAUGGCUCACUUGAGAGCGCCCGAGAUGAGUACUCGAAGUAUUCUCGACUCUGCCUUUACUCAAACCACUGCGGACCCUUCUCCUUCGAUCUCAGCAAGGUGAUCGGCGAUCAAGUGACCACUGGCGAGCCGACUUUAGGAUUUUUAAUAGUCAUAUCUCGCGUGAUCUUGGCGAGAUCACGCAAUCUGCUUUCCCUGGCAGUGACGAGUUACCUGCAGAUGGCCGUUUGCGGCUCAGACGUAGGCCCAUGUCUCGAUCGGCUAUACUCACUGACGGUGGGGCCUCCUGCACGACAGUACCAGAUGCCUCUCAAUCUCACUCACGACGGUCUGAAUAGUGUCAGGAGGCUGCGCUUAUGGGAAACUGCACCGAGCGGAGCAAUCCCCAGACUACUGGAGAGUUCGGAAGCUUUGCCUGCUUUGGAACGAUUGGAGUGCACUUGGAGUGCGCCAUGGGAGAAUCUUUUCGAAAUCGAGGACAUGAUCGAGUUCGAGACUGAUGCCGCCUCCGCCAGUCUAACCUUGUUGCAGUCUUCAGACUUUCGAUGGCCGCCUCGGAGAAAGGCUCUUCAGCUGAAUGUCUGGGCUCAUCGUUCCAGAAUGGAAGCGUCCGAUUCAUCUGAUCUCGAAGUCAUCAUGGACGAACCGCGUCUCGAGCUCAAGGCCCUCCCUUGGGAAGUAAUGGAAUUUCAAGGCUAUCAGCAGCGUCAGCGGCCACGAGCUCUCGCGCGUGUGCGUAAGCAAUGGGAGAAAGAGUGUCAGGAAAUCUUGGCAUUGCAUCCAGAAGAACUUCGCUCGUCUGAGUCCGUGCUUGACUGAAGCACCCUGUGGCCAUCUCUGUCAGUACUUUCGCUGCCAUCGAGAGGCUACUGGGCUUUGGUAUCGGAUUUCGUUGCAAGAAGAUUUCCAAGCUGACGGUUCGGGCACACUGAGG
Molecule: messenger RNA, 2139 nt
Organism: Microstroma glucosiphilum
Lineage: Eukaryota; Fungi; Basidiomycota; Exobasidiomycetes; Microstromatales; Microstromataceae
Exons: 3
Coding region: 177-2024 (615 amino acids)
Source: RefSeq, a predicted model, not a curated record